Molecule: messenger RNA, 2397 nt
Organism: Emiliania huxleyi CCMP1516
Lineage: Eukaryota; Haptophyta; Isochrysidales; Noelaerhabdaceae
Exons: 3
Coding region: 1-2397 (798 amino acids)
Biological process (GO): mitotic DNA damage checkpoint signaling; protein phosphorylation
Cellular component (GO): nucleus; cytoplasm
Molecular function (GO): NAD+ poly-ADP-ribosyltransferase activity; protein serine/threonine kinase activity; ATP binding
Source: RefSeq, a predicted model, not a curated record
AUGCGGCAGUUUGAUAUCGGGGCCAUGGACUUCGUCUCCGCCGCCACAGCCGCGAUCGCGACAGACGCCGCUCACCGCGCUGCCGUUCGCAGCGCUGUGCGGCUUUCGAUGCUCCGCGAGCGGCUCGUGCCACCCCUCGACGAAUGGGUUGGCCUGGUGCCGCGGCUGCAAGACGAGCUGACGGAGCUCGAGGAAGCUGGCGGCAGCGCUCCGGGCCGGGAUCUUCUCCACCGCCUUCGUGACGCCUGGUACGAGGCCGAGGACGCACUCGACAAGCUGCUCGAGCAGAGGCCGACGAGGGUCCGCGCGGGCCGACCGCAGCCCCCACCAGUACCGCAAGCGCAGCUCGCGGCUGCCACCCGUGCAGUGCAGCAGUCGGAGCGCAGCCUCCGCGCCGAACGAGCUCGCCUCUCCGGCAUUGCAGCGUCGCACUUUCCGGAGCUUGCCGUCAAGGAGCCGCUGCUGCAGCUUGGCGCUGCUGAGGGAGAGCUCUUCCAGCGGGGCGGCCUGCUCGUGGAGCGCAGCCUCGAGCAGUAUAGCGGGCCUGGCGGCGCGAGCUCACUCGAGGUACUGGCGGACCUGCUCUCUGCGCGCCACCGCGUGCUACGCGGCGAGUUUGGGCUCGACGCCCACGGCCGCGGCGUGCCGUGCGUGCUCAAGGAGUACGUGCUCGACGGAGAGGGAGUGGAGUGGGGGAAGCUGGUGCGAGAGGUGUCGGUGCUCGCCAAGCUGUCCGACUCGCCGCGGUUCGUCGAGGUGCAGGCCGUCUUCCAGCAGGCCCGCGCGGGGCAGAACCUGGCAUACCUGCAGCUUCCCUACUUUGAGAAGCGGGACGUGUGCCACUGGCUGGAGAGCGACCCGCCGCCGUCGACCGACGAGCGGCGCAAGAUGCUGCGGCAGCUCGCCGAGGCGCUGCAGCACCUGCACUCGCACGGCUACGCGCACGGGGACGUCAAGCUAGAGAAUGUGCUCAUGUCGAUUCAAGCCACCGCGCACUUGGCGGACUUUGAGAGCGUGCGAGAGGAGCCCGCGCCGAGCGCUGUGCGCAGCGCGAGCCGCAGCGCCGGCGGGGGCGUGCGCACGAUGCGGUACGUUGCGCCCGAGCGGCGCUCGGGGCUGCCUGGGAUGAGCAAACCUUCUGCGGCGAGCGACAUGUACGCGUACGGCGUCUGCGCUCUUCUCGCGUGCUGCGAUGGCGAGGGAGAGGGCGAGGUUGUCUUUGACGCAGCCGAGCAGCUGCGCGGGUGGAGUCGCGACGCCGCAAGCAGCGCGGGCGGACCGCACCUGCCUGCACUGCUCGACGCACUACUGGACCUUGAGCAACCGGCGGCGACGAGUGUGAUGGACGCGCUGGCUCGACGGCUGAGCGCAAAGCAGGUCUUGCUGCACCCCUUUCUCGACACGAGCGAGGAGAUCCGGCUGGCGCGCCUCGAGUCUGAAAUGGCCGCCGCCGCAAUGUCGCUGGCUGGAAGGGAGGAGGCGGCCGCUCGACAGCGGCGAGAGGCGGAGGAGAGGAGGCUGGAGUGGGAGGCGGCGGAGCGAGAGAGGGACAUGGCGCAGCGGGCGGAGGAGCAGCAGAAGGCCCUCGAGCAGCAGCUGGUAGAGCUUCAACGGCGGGAGGCGGAGCAGCUGGUAGAGGCGGCGCACGUGCAGGAGCAGAGGCAAGAGCUUCAGCGGAAGGAGGAGCAGGUCAGCGAGGCUCUGACGCAGCAACGCCGAUCGGCCAGCGAGAUUGCAGCCGGCCGCGAGCAGGUUGCGCGGCUGCAAGAGGAGGCUCGGCGCGAGCGCGCUGCGGUGGAGGCGGAGGAGCGACGAGUGGCCACAAGCCGGGCGCAGCUCGAGCGGCGGCGCCAACAGAUCGUCGCCGAGGAGGUGGCUGCACGCUCACUCACCCUGUGGGGGGCGUACUCGGGCGAGGUGCACACAGAAAACGCGGUGCGCGCCUUCUUCGCCCGGCGCCAGCGCGACAGCCAAGGUGGGCCGCAGCUGCGCGUGAGCAACGUGGUGAAGGUGGAGAAUGCGCAGACCCUCUCCAACUUCCACUCCAGCGGCAGCUUCUACAUCGACCCCGCCGAGGCUUUCCGGAGGAAGGGCGACACGCUCCUCUUCCACGGCCUCCCGCAGGAGGCGGCCACGAACGUCCAGGCGACCGGCCUGCUGCUCAGCUUUGCGGCGAAUGGCAUGCUCGGCCGCGGGCUGUACGGCGCGCCGGACCCGCGCAAGUCGCUCCAGUACUGCCGCUCGGCCAAUAAGUUCAUGUUUAUCUGCCGGUACAACCUCGCCAGCCCCGCGCGGCACGCGGGCCCUAGCACGCAGCACCGCAAUAGCAUCUUCGACGAGUUUUGCGUGCAUGACGAGCGGCGUGUGGUGGUGCUGUGGAUGCUGAAGCUCGAGUAG